Molecule: messenger RNA, 2650 nt
Organism: Argiope bruennichi
Lineage: Eukaryota; Metazoa; Arthropoda; Arachnida; Araneae; Araneidae
Product: glycoprotein-N-acetylgalactosamine 3-beta-galactosyltransferase 1-like
Exons: 5
Coding region: 272-1459 (395 amino acids)
Cellular component (GO): membrane
Molecular function (GO): N-acetylgalactosaminide beta-1,3-galactosyltransferase activity
Source: RefSeq, a predicted model, not a curated record
AAUUAAAAGUAUGUACUUUCGAUGUCGUGAGCACAUCGCGUCGUAUUUUGCGGCGGACGGGACAAUAGUGAAAAAAUAGUAUGAAAUAAUACUGAUUCACUUCGCUUUAAUGGAUAAAAAUGGAUUGUUUACUGUUACAUAAAUCACCAGAUGUUGCUGCAUAUGAUGCAUAAUGUGAUUUUUUUACAUCCGAGCAGCAUAUAUCAUGACUUUUCAGAACCUCAUUCCACUUCUGAUUGUUUCAUUCUACUAAGACAUUAAAAAGUGAGAAAUGCUGGUCUCAUCUUCUCACGCUUCAAGCCAUGCUGCAUUUUCACGAAAGUGCAUCCUCACUCUUGCUGUUGGAAUCACUUUUGGAUUUAGUUUUGCUUAUGUUUUACUCAGUGUAGUGGCCUGGGAGAAGACGGAUUAUUUUUCAAGUGCUCUCUGGAGUAUAUCACCUCUAGAUAAUCAUUUGCAUCAUAAUGAUCCUCAUUCGCAUGAAGAUUUAAAAGAUGCUGCUGGUCCAGAAUCGCCAGUUUCUUUUCACAGGUCAGAUGAGGAAUUUCAUAAAGGGGAGGCCGAAGUGGCUGAGAGGCUGGCCCGCAAAGUGCGCGUCCUGUGCUGGAUCAUGACAGGGCCGGACAACCACGAGACCAAAGCCAAGCACGUGAAGGCCACCUGGGGAAAGCGGUGCAACAUCCUACUCUUCAUGAGCUCCAAGGAGGACAACAGCCUGCCCGCCAUAGCGCUGGACGUGAAAGAGGGACGGGACCACCUGUGGGCCAAAACAAAACAGGCGUUCGCCUAUGUCUACAAACACUACUUUGACGCUGCUGACUGGUUCAUGAAAGCGGACGACGACACGUACGUCGUCGUAGAGAAUCUGAGAUACAUGCUGCAGUCCCACUCACCCACUGAGCCCAUCUACUUCGGAUGCCGCUUCAAGCCAUACGUGAAGCAGGGCUACAUGAGCGGCGGCGCGGGCUACGUGCUGAGCAAGGAGGCACUGAAGAGGUUCGUGGAACAGGGCCUACCCGACAAAGAAAAGUGUCGGCCCGAUGACGGAGGCGCCGAGGACGUCGAGAUGGGAAAGUGUCUGGAGAACGUGGGGGUGAUUGCCGGUGACGCAAGGGACAGCCUCGGACGGGGCAGGUUCUUCCCCUUCGUGCCGGAACACCAUCUCAUUCCAGGGCAUGUGCCAAAAGAUUCCUGGUACUGGCAGUACAUUUACUAUCAGUCUGCAGAGGGCAUGGAUUGCUGCAGUGAUAGUGCAAUUUCCUUCCACUAUGUCAGUCCCAACAUGAUGUAUGUACUGGAAUACCUCAUCUACCACCUCCGACCAUAUGGCAUCAGCAGUCAAAUCUCUCAACUCGAUGCUUCCCAGGUGCGCAUGCUAACGAAUGCGUUUACUAGUCCACGUCCACUUGAAGACUCUAGUGUAGUAUUAGACAACAUGAAUCACACAACAGAUUCGUAAUCUUCCAUUUAAAAUAGGCUAUUUACAAAUGACUAAGUUUCUGUGAUAAAAUAAUCCAUUCUUAUUUAAAGUUGACUCGCGUGGAUAGUAAUUCAUACUUUUCUAGAGUAUUAGUAUUGUAUUUAAAGUGUCCUUUAUGGUGCUGUUCUAUUUAACGAUUGGUCCUAAACGAAUCAGUUGUUUAUAUUGCAAUAAUGUCGGCAGCUUAGCUUCUCUUCCACAUUUCAACAUGCUGCCAUUUUAAUGUUUUUUAAAAUUAUAUUUUUGGGGGCCGGGGAUGAGGAUUUAUAAAGUUGCUGUUCAAAAUAGUAGGAGCCUUUUUAAAAUAAAAUAUUGGUUUUAUUAACAUUUUGAAUUAUAUAAAUUUUAAAACUUACAUACUGAAAGAAAUUAUUGCAUCAGUUUCUAAAUCAUAAUUUUACAAUAUCCACUCUUUGUAACUGACAUAGAAGAAAAUAAUGCAAUCAGUUAUGACAAAUAUUUAUUGAUUUUUGUGUUCCUGAAUGAAUGUCGUCUUUUCUUUGUCUUAUUUACAGUAUUUCGUUUUUAUUUAUUGCUGAUAUUUUUCCCCACCAACUUUAGUAAUGAAAUGAUUAUUUGCAGAAUUGUUUUAUCACUGCUUCGUCUUAUUUACAAACAGUAUUCAAAAAAAUAUCUUUCAUUUUGUUGUUGCUAUUCUUUUGUAUUUGUCUUUACAUUUAAUAUUCUGAACAUUUAUCUGUUGAAUUAUGAGUAAAGGCAUGAAAGAUACUUCCAUAUUGUAUAUAAAACUUCCAUUUACAAAUUUGUGCACAAAUUAAAAGUGAAAUUGUUAAUAUCAACUAACAUUCAUAUUUCAUUUCUUCAAAGCCUGAAAUUAAACUGAAUGUUUUUAUUAUUAUUAUAAAUAAUUUGACCAAUUCUAGUGUCUUGCAAUGAAUGAUUUUGAAACUGGAGUUUUACAUUAGUUGCUCACUGACCUAAGCAAAUAAAACAAAAAUAACUAUUAUUUAAUUGAAAAAAAAGACAAUCAAAAAAUAUUCUUUAUACGGUAUUUGUGACAAUAUAGAAAUUUAUUUAUUGCUGUUUUAAUUGUCUCACUGUGCAAGUCAUACAUCAUUUUAGGUAUGGGCAUCUAGUCAUUAUUCUGUGGAAAUUAAUGGUUUAACAUUCCUGUAUUGUGUUAUUUAAAUUUGUCUAAUAAAAUUCUAU